CUAUUCUCGAUUAAAUUUAAUCAAUCCAAUAAUUUCUUUUUCUUUCUAAUUGUUGACAGUUUGUACUAUUCUCGGUUUAACACUUGGGAUAAUGUGAUGAGCUCAUUUAAUCGUUGGAAAGGAUUAACUAUGUUUUCUUUUGGUUUUGUUUACAUUUUCAUUCAAUUGAAAUUGUGAUUGUUUUUGCUUCUUAAUUGUGACUAUUAAUUUGAUUAUCAUAUUGUCAUUUAAUUUAUUUCAUGUACAGUUGAUCAUCUCUCAUGAUGACCAUCUCCAUCUCCACCUCGAUAACUGUUCCAGUGAUAAAUCAAUCAUCAAUUGUUAAUCCAAAGGGAUUAGUCCGAUCAUUGGGCUUAACGUUACUAUUAUUAUUCACUCUGUUGACCAGUUUAAAUAAUGUCCAUGGGAAUCCAGUUCAUCAACUUGAUGACCAUUCAUCUUGCUCGUCCUAUUGUGGUGACCAUUAUCAUUCCCUCAACGAUUGGACUUCUUGUGCUCGAGGAUGUCGUUUCUUUUCACUAAUCCAAAUCCUUGCUAAACCUCAAUCUCUUGAUGCAAUUGAGAAAUCAUGUAUUACUACUUGUAAUGAGACUUACAAUGAGAUACAAUUGAGAAAAUCAUGCUCAAGUGGAUGCAGAAAGUCAACUGAGAUGAUAAACAGUUCCAAGAGUGGACAAAGUAACACUGACCAUCAUCUUCAUUCAUCUGAACAAUGGAUCCACCAUCUUGGAAUAUCACCAUUUGAAGAAACUAUCGAGUCACAACAUCGAGAACUCAUCUGGCCAUUUCACUUUUUCAAUGAUAUUUACAAACAAUUAACUGAUCAAUUAAGCUCAUCAUCUAACUGGAUUAAAUCUCGAUCAAGUUACACUUUACUAUUUGGUGACAGUUCAAAUGGUCGACAAAUUUUCCUUGUACGAGCUCGACCUCAUCUCACAAUCGAUCCAACAUCGUCAAGUCUUUCACACUCCAGUCUGUCAAUCAAUCCAAUUCACGAACAAAGUACAUUCCGAGUAAUCGCUUUCCCAUCGUCAUCACCUUCCUCAUCUUCAUCUUCAUCCCAUCUAAAUAAACCGAUCAAAAUUUCCUCCUCCACAUCAUCAUCAUCAUCAAUUGUCUCUCCAUUGUCCCAUAAUUAUCAAACUGACCAGAGUCAAACAUUCACUCGAUGGGUCAGCGAUAAAAGUUCAACCGUUUUCAAAGAUCUUCGACUAUUAAUGGCUCUUUUAUUGGCCAUUGUGGUUCUUUCCAUCGUAACCUUCAGCGAAGCCCUUUGCUGGACAGCCGAUGGACGCAAUAAAGACAAUCUGACCCCACCAACAGAAAUCGAGACCAAUGAUCAAGAGAAAAGUGACCCGAGCGGAACAUCACCUUUCUUUAUAUUAAACAGUUCGAAACAAAGCAAAGAAGCCGAAGCCAAUGGAUCUACCACCGAGGAAGUUAAAACUGAUCAGAUAAUCGAAGCAGAAUCUGAACAACCUCCCACCUACGAUGAAACAAUUAAAACAUCAGCUCUUAAUUUAGAAUCGUUAGUUUCCUCUCGAGAAUCGAAGGCUUAAAAAGCACAAUCAAAGGGAAAAGUUAAUUAAUCAACUAUAAUCAAUUUCCUUCAUCGGACAUUCACCAAUGCAUUUAACUAAUUACGAUCUAAUCACAUCAUUUCCCCUCCCUUUUAAUCAUUGUUUACCUUCAGUUAAUAUAAUUAAUAAUUGUUACUAAUUAGAAAUGAUUACAAACAAAAAAAAAUGAUCAAUAUUAACUCAGGAAAAAGGAAAGAGGAUUAAUUAAUAAGUUAAUUACUGAAUUCAAAGUCACGUUGGAAAAGUUAAUUCAGUUUGAAAAUUUAACGGGAACAAUAAUGAUAAUCAACGCUGAUAAUGAUGACAAGGUGAAACCAGAAUCAGAAUUUAUUAAAGGUCAUCUUGAGGUGACCUACUCAUAAUUAGAUUCUGAUGAAACUGAUUCCCGCCAAAACAAUCAAAUGAAUUACUGGGUGACAAAUAACACCUUGUUUUUUUUAAAUACCCUGUAACUUUAUCUCUCAUUCAAACCUAAUAAUUUUAGUAACAAAUUAAACACUAGACUUGUGAGUUA
Panonychus citri (citrus red mite) is the source of this 2094-nucleotide messenger RNA. RefSeq lists its product as uncharacterized. NCBI's taxonomy places the organism in Eukaryota, Metazoa, Arthropoda, Arachnida, Trombidiformes, Tetranychidae. The record is from RefSeq and is a predicted model, not a curated record. The transcript has 5 exons. Bases 261 to 1559 code for a protein of 432 amino acids.